Prosopis cineraria is the source of this 1874-nucleotide messenger RNA. RefSeq names its product cytochrome c oxidase assembly protein COX11, mitochondrial. The record is from RefSeq and is a predicted model, not a curated record. Gene Ontology annotation, molecular function: copper ion binding. Gene Ontology annotation, cellular component: mitochondrial inner membrane. Lineage: Eukaryota; Viridiplantae; Streptophyta; Magnoliopsida; Fabales; Fabaceae. The transcript is spliced from 9 exons. Bases 449 to 1306 code for a protein of 285 amino acids.
GAAGCUGCUCAGACCUGAGCAUCGAGGAGAAGAGAAGGGCGUGAGAGGAGGAAAGAGAGAGCUAAGAAGCAGAGAGCAUGUUCCUUGUGAAAAGUGGAAGAGAUUGAAUUGAAGGAGGCUGGCAGAGGAAGAAAUUAGCUCCAAGAAGUGAAGCAGAGACGUUGCCUUGUCCUAAAAAAGCCAUCGACUUCGACGCUAGCUGCUCGCGCGUCUCGUGUGCUCUUUCCGACGGGAAACAUCCGCAUCGAAUUUCUUAUUACACCGAGCUCAGCUUACAGUGCCGUUUCGCCAUUGCUUCCAUAAUUGGCCGCAGCACUACCUUUCUCCGUAUUGCCCAAGACUUUUGCAGGUAUUAUUAAAGUCCAACUAUCAUUUCUCACCUUCAUUUUAUCUUCUUCGCAAUAGUACUGAAUGUCCUUUAAUUGCUGGAAACUCAGUCCUGGCGAAAAUGUUGUGUUCAAGGCUAAUUAAGAGAACCCAUCUCUCGCUGUAUCUUAAGAAUUUGCAGCAAUUGUCCUCUGAAUCAAGGUGCCUUUUUAUUGUUACAGAAGGGUCAAGCAAGACGUUCACUGAUUCUAUUAAUGGAUUCCAGCGGAAUUUAUCUGGAAAUAUAUGGCUCUCAAAUUUUAAGAGGCAACUUAGUACAAAGUCUCUAUAUCAGAUUUAUGGUUCUUCAGCUUUUGCUGCAAAGAAUGGUGGCAGGUCAUGUGCUUUGCCUCAUUUUCGACAGUUCUCUUCCUCCCAUUUGUCCAGAGAACAGAAAUCACGAAAGAUGCUCAUAUACUUAAGUGCUUUGGUUGUUGCAAUGGUUGGAAGUAGUUAUGCUGCUGUCCCCUUAUACAGGAGAUUUUGUCAAGCAACUGGCUAUGGAGGCACUAUUCAGCGGCGUGAGACUGUUGAAGAGAAAAUUGCUCGACAUGAUAGGGAUAAUACAGUUGCUACAAGGGAAAUUGUGGUGCAGUUCAAUGCUGAUGUUGCUGAUGGUAUGCCAUGGAAGUUUACUCCUACCCAGAGAGAGGUUAGGGUCAAGCCUGGAGAAAGUGCCCUUGCAUUUUAUACUGCUGAAAACAAAAGCUCGACUCCAAUUGUUGGUGUUUCUACAUAUAAUGUUACUCCUAUGAAGGCUGCGGUUUACUUCAAUAAAAUACAGUGUUUUUGCUUUGAGGAGCAGCGGCUACUUCCUGGCGAGCAGAUUGACAUGCCUGUAUUCUUUUACAUUGACCCAGAGUUUGAGUCGGAUCGUAGGAUGGAUGGUAUCAACAAUAUCAUAUUAUCCUAUACUUUCUUCAAGGUCUCAGAAGAAUAAGACCAACUCAAAGAUUGUUGCAUGAAAUUAUAGUAGCAGUGGCUCAAGGUCAAAGGUCAAACGAUUCUUAGGACAUUUAUAACCAUCAAAUUGUGGAAGCCUUGUCCUUUUUUUUUUUUUUUCAUACCUAUUUUUCAACUUUAGCUUCAAUAAUAACAAAACAUGCUUAGAGCUUGGCCUACAGUACCUAUACGCUGUGAAAGAAAAGAAGAGUGAAAUGUUUUUAGCCAAAAGAAGAAGAAGAAGCAGCUAUUCAUCCUUGGAGCUGGCAGCUAUCAAGUCCUAAUUUUCCCCCUUGCAGAUUACAGCCAUGCAAUUGGUUUUUUUUUUUUUUUUUGGGUCCAAUCAGGUUUUUCUCAAACCUUCUGCUCAUACGCUGGUUGACAAGUUGUUAUUUAAUGGCUACUUGAUUGUUUUACGUGACCCAGACGAUUGACAAAUUCAUAUUUGUGAGUUGUGACUUUACAUUAAUGAUGGGUAAACUUUUUUCGUUGGCUUGCUGGGCACUUUGACAGAGACGAUUGUUCUGUUGUUUCGGACAUGUAUAGAGGAUUUGAACUUUGAAAGA